This is a messenger RNA of Nematostella vectensis (starlet sea anemone), 1775 nucleotides long. RefSeq names its product sialin. Bases 103 to 1653 code for a protein of 516 amino acids. Gene Ontology annotation, molecular function: transmembrane transporter activity. NCBI's taxonomy places the organism in Eukaryota, Metazoa, Cnidaria, Anthozoa, Actiniaria, Edwardsiidae. Gene Ontology annotation, biological process: transmembrane transport; monoatomic anion transport. The record is from RefSeq and is a predicted model, not a curated record. The transcript has 10 exons.
GCGGGCUCACCCUGCUGCUCGUGACAUCCGUACAGGACAUGAAAGAAGACUUCCUCUUUCUCUUGGGAGUUUUGUGAUUAAUGAAUACAGAAGAUAAUUAAUAUGAACACAGAGGAGGAUUGCUUGCUCAGACCUGACGUGCGGAGGUCUCGCCCAGGGACGUGUUGGCGCGUGAGGUACACACUCGCUUUGCUAGCAUGUCUCGGCUUUUGUGUUGUGUACGGCCUCCGGGUGAAUCUAAGUGUGGCACUCGUAGCGAUGGUCAACUCGACGUAUGAUGGAAUCGAUGGCAAUACGAACUCAGAGUGUCCUGGGGGUAAUACCCCAGACACCACUUAUAAGAAUGGAGAUUUUAACUGGGACCAAAAGACACAAGGUUUAAUUCUUGGCUCCUUUUUCUACGGAUACAUCUGCACACAACUCCCUGGAGGUUGGCUGGCAUCCCAGUUUGGUGGAAAGCAUCUGUUUGGGUUUGGUGUUCUGUGUACCUCUAUCUUUACUCUUCUCACACCAUGGGCAGCACAUCAAGGCAUCCCUAUGCUCAUUGCACUGAGAAUACUUGAGGGAUUAGGAGAGGGUGUCACCUUUCCAGCAAUGCAUGCCAUAUGGAGUAGCUGGGCACCACCCCUGGAGAGGAGCAAGCUCUUGACAUUAUCAUACGCUGGCUGUCAAUUGGGAAACAUCAUAUUCAUGCCACUAGCGGGAGUUCUGUGUGCUUCAGAAAUAGCAGGAGGCUGGCCCUCUGUGUUCUAUAUUUUUGGUUCCUUGGGCAUCCUGUGGUUUGUUGUAUGGACCUUGAUGGUGACGGAGAAGCCUGCCGACCACCCUACCAUAUCUGAAGCAGAACGAGACUAUAUUAUCUCAUCUAUAGGGACAUCACAGGACAGGAAGACCACGAAGCAAAACACUCCAUGGUCGGCCAUAUGGAGCUCGCCCGCUGUGUGGGCAAUUAUAAUCGCUCACUUCUGUAACAACUGGGGAUUCUACACAUUUCUGACACUUCUGCCCUCUUACUUCAAAGAAGUGCUGAACUUUUCAAUCCUGACGAAUGGUUUUCUGUCUGCUAUUCCAUACGCGACUCAGUGGCUGUUCAUCGUCAUCGCAGGCCAGAUUGCUGAUUGGCUAUUACGGCGAAGGAUAAGCUCCGUGUCCGAUGUCCGGAAAGUCUUUUGCGUCACUGCUUUCAUAAUCCCGGCAUGCCUCCUGGUCGCGACUAGCUACACAGGCUGCACCACCACCACCCUCUCCGUCUGCUUGUUCUCCACCGCCCUGGGGUUCACAGGCUUCAAUCUGUCAGGCUUCAACGUCAAUCAUCUGGACAUUGCGCCACGUUACGCUGGCAUCCUCAUGGGUAUAACUAACAGUUUUGGCACAGUACCCGGCAUAGCAGCGCCGUACGUGGCCGGGUGGAUAACGAAUAAAAAGCCUGACAGGGCGCACUGGCAAAUAGUGUUCUUCAUCUCGGCCGGACUGUACGUCAUUGGAGCCAUUUCAUUCGUGACGCUCAGCAAAGGCUCUGAGCGGCGAUGGAAUAUCCCUGAAAAGGACAUGAUCCAGGAGGUCAAGUUACCCCGCGAAACACGCACCCCAACCCUCGCCGGCGCGCAUAGAGAAGAGCCCGAGGGCUGUGACAGCAUGCCCAGUGUUGUGUGACAGCAGGACUAGUGUUGUGUGACCGCAGGACUAGGGCUGUGACAGCACGCCUAGCGUUGUGUGACAGGACGCCAUGUGUUGUGUGACAGCAGGACUAGUGUUGUGUGACAGCAGGACUAGUG